This is a messenger RNA of Candoia aspera, 3567 nucleotides long. It is a transcript of the gene ACOX1, whose product is annotated as acyl-CoA oxidase 1. The record is from RefSeq and is a predicted model, not a curated record. Gene Ontology annotation, molecular function: fatty acid binding; FAD binding. Lineage: Eukaryota; Metazoa; Chordata; Lepidosauria; Squamata; Candoiidae. Gene Ontology annotation, cellular component: peroxisome. The transcript is spliced from 14 exons. Gene Ontology annotation, biological process: very long-chain fatty acid metabolic process; fatty acid beta-oxidation using acyl-CoA oxidase; lipid homeostasis. Bases 85 to 2070 code for a protein of 661 amino acids.
UCCCUUUCCCCAGUCCGGAAGCUUUUCUGGAGUCUCCUGGCGGUUGUUUCUCGUGCCGGUCGUGGAGGAGUCAGGGCCGCGAGCAUGAACCCGGAUCUGCGAAAGGAGCGGGAGGCGGCUUCUUUCAAGGCGGAGCUGCUGACCAACAUCUUGGACGGGGGUGCCGACCGGACCCGGCGCCGCAAGGAAAUCGAAGCUAUUGUUGCAAAUGAAGUCAGCUUCAAGAAUGAAGAUGUAAAUUUCCUCUCCCGCAGCCAGCGCUAUGAAGUAGCUAUAAAAAAGAGUGCUCUUAUGGUGUUGAAACUCAGAGAAUAUGGGAUUGCAGACCCUGAGGAGAUCUACUGGUUUAAAAGAACAUGCCUGGGCAAAAGCAUUGCACCCAUUGAUGUGCACUUCAGCAUGUUUGUGCCCACCUUAGAGAACCAAUGCACUGAUGCCCAGGAAAAGAAGUGGCUGCCUCUGGCCUCCCGCUUCCAGAUAAUCGGCACCUACGCUCAGACGGAAUUGGGACACGGAACCCAUCUCCGGGGAUUGGAAACCACAGCCACCUAUGAUCCUGCUACCCAGGAAUUCAUCCUUAACAGUCCAACUGUGACUUCUAUUAAGUGGUGGCCAGGUGGAUUGGGUAAGACAUCAAACUAUGCCAUUGUUUUGGCUCAGCUUUAUACCCAGAACAAAUGUCAUGGGUUACAUGCUUUCAUUGUGCCUCUACGUCAGUUGGGAACCCACGAACCAUUGCCAGGCAUCACCAUUGGUGACAUUGGCCCAAAAUUUGGUUAUGAUGAAAUGGAUAACGGUUACUUAAAAAUGGACAAUUUCCGUAUUCCCCGGGAAAAUAUGCUAAUGAAACAUGCCAAGGUUGAACCAGAUGGUACAUAUGUGAAACCUCUCAAUGCCAAGCUGACUUAUGGGACCAUGGUAUUCAUCCGUUCAAUGAUUGUUGGAGAUGCUGCUCGCAGUUUAGCCAGAGCUUGUACGAUAGCCAUCCGCUAUAGUGCUGUAAGACAUCAGUCUGAGUUACAGCCUGGGGAGCCAGAGCCUCAGAUUUUGGAUUAUCAGACCCAGCAGUACAAGCUCUUUCCUCUCCUAGCAACUGCAUACGCUUUCCACUUUGUGGGUGCCUAUAUGAAAGAUACGUAUCGUCGCAUCACUGGGAACAUCAGUGACGGAGACCUGAGUGAGCUGCCAGAGUUGCAUGCGCUGUCUGCAGGACUCAAGGCUUUCAGUUCCUGGACUGCCAACGCUGGCAUUGAGGAAUGUCGGAUGGCAUGUGGUGGGCAUGGCUACUCCCGCUGCAGUGGCCUGCCUGAUAUUUAUGUCAACUUCACUCCCACCUGCACUUAUGAAGGAGAGAACACUGUCAUGAUGUUGCAAACUGCCCGAUUCCUUGUCAAAAGUUAUACCCAAGUUAGUUCUGGACAGUUAGUUAGUGGCAUGAUGUCCUACCUGAAUGACCUACCACGACAGCAUAUUCAGCCCCAGCAUGUGGCUGCUAGACCCACAACACUGCAUGUCAACAAUCCUUCCAGCGCGGUGGAGGCAUAUAAAUUGAGAGCUUCAAGGAUGGUUGAGUUUGCAGCAAAAAAUUUACAGGCUGAACUAAACCGCAGGACAAGCAAAGAGGAUGCUUGGAACCGGACUUCCAUUGAUCUAGUGCGAGCAUCUGAGGCACACUGUCAUUAUGUGGUGGUCAAACUGUUCACAGCGAAGCUUUCAGAAAUUGGUGAUCCAGCUGUCCAUGCUGUCCUUAACAACUUGUGUUUAUUGUAUGCACUAUGUGGGAUUAUAAAGAACUCUGGAGACUUCCUGCAGGGAAGCAUUUUGACAGAGGCCCAGCUAAUUCAAGUGAACCAGCGUAUAAAAGAACUCUUGGCUCUUAUCCGUCCCAAUGCAGUAGCUCUAGUGGAUUCCUUUGAUUUCUCUGAUUCUGUGCUUGGAUCUGUGCUUGGCCAAUAUGAUGGUAAUAUAUAUGAGGAUAUGUUUGAGUGGUCGAAGAAGUCACCACUAAAUAAAACACAGGUCCAUGAAUCUUUCCACAAACACCUGAAGCCACUGCAGGCUAAACUGUGAUAACCUUUGUUUGCUUUUUAAUGUACUUUACGUUAGCUUCUUGAAAUAAUAUAAUUUGCCCUAUGAGCAUCUGAAGCACAUGGCAAACCGAAAUAGCCAUAGGAUAGUCAGUAAUAGUAGUCUUCUCACUUUUUUAAAAUAAACAUUGAAUGAAUUAGAGCAAGGAAAUACAAUGAUAAAAAUGCAAUUGUAAUUAUGCUCAGAAACUAACCUUUUUAAUGAAUCAGAAAUGCUUUAUAGAUUGGUGUAAAAUGGUCAGUGUGUGAGCCUUUUAAGCAUCUGCAGAAGCUGUGUUAUCUAUAGCAGGAUUUUCACUACUAAGUAGUUGUAGAAAGCAGUUAUUGAGUAGAAACAGCUUCUCCGGAAACUCCUUUAAAAAAUUGUCUUGCACAUUUUCUUAAUGCCAUCUUAAGAUGCAGUUGUUGUCAGAACCCUCCUGCACACUUAAACUACUGCAAUAAGUUUUUCACAGCUUUGUCAGGAUUUGGGCUUCAAGGACCUUGCACAAACAUUGUGUGUAUGUAUGUAACUGUUUGGUGUUCCAGGAAUGGAUUCUUUGUGCUAUGGGUGCAGUCUAUCCUAAUUAAGUGUCAUUCUUAAUGUUUGUGUACAAUUUCACUUUCUGCAUUCCCAAAUGGCAUGUAGGAGUUCUAUAUUACAUUUCCCAUAAAACUCUCUGUAGCAUGCAAGCAAGAUCUCUCUCAAGCAGUGAUUUCUUUUCUUUUUAAAAAUGGUGGCUUGUUCUCUGGGUGUUCAGGAAAAUUGAAUGGGAAAAUGUCAGGAGUUCCAUUUCAUAGCAAUAUUUCCAUCAUUUCCAACUUGCAAAGCCACUGGGGAGGGAAAAUCUUUGCUCCACACAAACUGUAAAGAGUAUUUAAGAUUCCUGUGCCUAGUUUUAAUCCUAGGCUUUUUUUCUGAAACAAUGUUUUAGGAGUGGAAUAUGGAUUUUUGCCCCAUAGAAUCAUAGAGGAGAAGAGGGUCCAGACUGGUGGACAAAGUCCCAUCAGCCUACACAAUCUGGCUCUCAGGAGGUACAGAGAACAGGUUAUCACAGUAAAGGACCUCAGCUCUAGAUUACUGUUAGCAGGCUAACAUUUUAGCAUUGUAUAGAACUUUAUUGUGUGAAAUUACCAUGACAAAAUUGCAAGCAGAUUGGUUGGAUUCAGCUUCAGUAACAAAUCAAGACUUGGAUCACAAAGCAAGGAAUUUCGUGAAAUUGGAGAGUUGACUUCUUUGAUAUCCUGGCUGAAGAGCUAAAUGUACUGCAGGGAAAGUCUUAUGCUGCAACCUUUGAGCAAGAAAAACACUAUAUAUUACAACUGAAACAAAAACUGAUUAUAAAAUAAUUGUUAUGUCCUAACUGUUGAUAUAUCAAAUAGAGCUGUACUUAAUAUACUGAAUUUCUGCAUACAGCGCUGACUGGAAAUGAAAAACUGCAAUAAAAGACUAUUUGACAUCUUGUGCAGAACAUAUGCUUAAUAAAGAAAUUAAUUUUCA